Molecule: messenger RNA, 2706 nt
Organism: Cylas formicarius (sweet potato weevil)
Lineage: Eukaryota; Metazoa; Arthropoda; Insecta; Coleoptera; Brentidae
Product: PHD finger protein 12
Exons: 11
Coding region: 264-2582 (772 amino acids)
Biological process (GO): negative regulation of transcription by RNA polymerase II
Cellular component (GO): nucleus; Sin3-type complex
Molecular function (GO): transcription corepressor activity; protein binding
Source: RefSeq, a predicted model, not a curated record
CCAGAAAAGAAAGUGGGAAUGUCAAAAGGUUUUAAUUUUUUUCUGUUUUCAAUAAAGUUACUUUUUGGUAAUUAAUUGACGAAAUUGAAUGCGUGUAAGAUCGUAAAAUAUGUGACCAUAGGUAGAAAAGUGCAAUGUAUUUUGUGUCGUUAUUUCAUGUACCAAGUAAAUUGUUAAGGAAAAGUUGUAUUUUAUCUCCAUCGAUUUAAACGCUAUCAUAACCAGUGGUUUAUACAAGAAAUUGCAAUAAAUUUUGCAGCACAAUGUCGGUUUGUACAUACGAUUUGGAUACCUCAGGGGGUCUUAUGGAGCAAAUCCAGGCUCUCAUAGCACCUCCUGAUUCGGAUCAUAAAAAGGAUAAAAACAAAAAAGCUGACCAUCCAUAUUUUAAAAGACCAGGAAAGGGCCACAAUCACGAUUCAUGUGAUGCUUGUGGUGAAGGAGGAGAUUUGAUAUGUUGCGAUAAGUGUCCUUCGAGUUUUCAUUUAGGAUGCCAUAAUCCGCCGUUGGAAGAAAAAGACAUACCACAUGGGGAGUGGCUGUGUCACAGCUGUAAAUGUUCCAAAUUGAAAGGGGCAAAUUUGACAUCGGGGAAAAGGUCAAACAGCAGUUCUCCAUCCCCAGGUACCUCGGGUGUUAAACAGGUUACCAAAAAAGCAAAAUUAAGCGCAAUGGACGUAUUGAUCGAAGUGGCAACUUCCAUGAAUCCUAAACAGUUUGAGUUGCCGAGAGCAAUGACUUUACCCAACACCAUGUUCCCGGGGGCAGAUAAAAUUGAAUCCAUAAAACUGCCAAAGAAAAAUAAACAGAGAGAUCACGAACGACAAGGCAACGGUUUGAUACCAUUGCCCGCCAAAAAAUGUGCUGAAUGUAGGAAAUCGUGCCGAGUGGCUCCCCUACUGGCGUGCGACUUUUGCCCUUCGUUUUAUCAUUUGGACUGUUUAGAUCCGCCACUCACCGCACCUCCGAGCGGGGCCUGGAUGUGUCCUCAACACGUGGAACAUGCAUUGGAUAGCAACGUGCUGACAUCGGUUUCACUGUCCGAGCGGGUCGAAUUAUGGGAUAAAUUCUCCGCGCCCGUAGAUCAGGAUACUGUAAAACUUGAGUUUUUUCGGAGCGUCCACAGGAAAAACCCGCCGUUUCGAAUUAAAAGAAAGCUAGCGAAACUACAGGUGGUAAAAGUACCCGAUAUGGUCAAGUAUCAUUAUAAGAAACCUGUACAUUUACUGCCUAGUUUAAAGGAUGUGUUAAGGAUAGACACAUUUAACAAAAGGCAUAGGUACAAAGAUAGGUACGAAAUAGAUGAUCUAGAAGAAAUUAAGGACGAAUUAACCAUACAGAAAAUGGGUGAUAACGUUGAAGGAGAAAAUGUCUAUAAUGUUGACAUUAAAUCAUGUGAUAUUAGUAAUGUAAGUAAUCCCGAAAUCGUCAGUGAAGAAAUGAAAGUUGACCUCGCGGAAAGUACCUCCGAUAGAAAAUCCCCGUCGGUGAAUAUGAGUAUAAUUAACAACACCAUAUUUGCAAAUAACGUGAACGUGAGCGUAAAUUAUGGUCCGAGGGAAAACGGACAAGUGGAAUUGAAUAAUGGGUACUUUGAGAAGGAUCUGCUCAAGAAAGAGGAUAGUUUGAUCAAGGACAUAAUGGAGAGUUGUUUUGCCACUGAAGUGGAAUUAGAGCUGAGACAUUUGGACGACCGCGUGCUCAAAUUCCUAGCGUAUCAACGGCUGCAGCAGCUGGUGGGCAGCUCAAACAACGCCCACUGCCACCAGAACAAUCAUACGAGCAACGGUCAGACGAAUCGCGAGUCGUUGCAACAAAUGCCCCUGCCCAGCGAGCUUCUCACUCCUGCCGAUAUCGAUAGGAUAUCCAGGAUGCUGUCGAGUCCGAAAAAGAAAAACCACAACGGUAAACCGAGGGCGUUGAUCAGGGCUAGGGCGAUGCUGUGUCCGGUGGUGUCGAAACAUUUUUACAACGUGAGAACGACCGAAGUGGACCCCAACUUCGUCAGGCACGACGCGAGCUUUAUGGGGUUCCGACCGACGGUGUCUGCGAGGUUUCCCGAAGCAGUGGCGAUGAGAUACCGGGUGAUCAACGUAGGCAAGGGCUCGGCCAACGAGGUCGACUUGGAGAAGUUCGGCUACUGCAGCUAUAUAGUGGCCAAACAUGCGACGAUAUUUUUCGACGAGUACUCAAAGAGUUACGAACUGAUCAACUAUUCGCCGCACGGGACUUACGUCAACAAUGUGCUGUACUCGAACAACGUUUGCGUCAAACGUUUGUCGGAGACAGGCGACGAAGACAAACCGGCGACCUCCAAGUGCGCGAUCGUCGAGGUGCAAAUGAGAGAGGUGAUCAAUAGGAAAAGGAAGGGGAUCAAAGCGGAACCGGUCGGCAGAAAAGUGGGCGGGGUCGAGGCGCGAAUGUCCGCGGUCGACUAUAUGGAGAGGGCCGAAUGUUAUUGUUCGAAUAGCUUCGAGGACGCAAAGAAGGGUUGGGAAGGCUCGGCGGUCCUCAAUCACGGUUCCUUGUUAAAGUUCGGUUGCAUAAACUUCGUGUUCUCGAUAGUGGAGAGCGCCGUAUGAGGUUGGUGUACAUAUAGCUAAGUAAAUUAUUGAUUUUUUAUUUGUAUAUCGAGCAGUUGUAAGCGAAACGAGGUCUCAAAAUGUUUUUUUAUUCUUAUUAUUAAAGUAUGUUAUUUUUAUUUAA